AUGUUUUUUUAUUCUUUGCCAACAGAAGCGAAGCUUGAUAUUUUUAAAUGUUUCAAUUAUGAACAAUUAUCUUCAAUUAAACAAACAAAUUUAUUUUUUCGUGAUUUUAUUAAUAAUUUUGAGGGGAAACUUGCCCGAGAAGAAUUAUUCAAUUUUACUAUCGAUUUUCUCAAUAAUUUCAAAAAAAUUCCUCAUAAAUAUGUUAGACCCGAAGCUGGAAAUUUUGAUUUUGUUUUAUUUGACGAGCAACAUAAAGAAUUAAAUAAACAAAUUGAUGAAAUGUGGAGUAAUGGACAACAAAAACGAAUUCCUUUAUAUUUACCUGAUCACGGAUUGCUUGAAAAUAUUGUCAUUAGCUUGUCUAUAGGUGAAUUUUUUGAUUUUUUAAAUUCAAUGAAUUUAGAGGGGAAAACCUUUUUUGUGGAUAGCAAUAAAACCAAAAUUGGGCCCCUAUUGUUUUUGCAGACUUUGUUUUUCAUUUGCAACAUUGAAGAACACAACAUUAUAUUAGAACUCCCAACAAUUAUUAGAAACAAAAAGCAAAUGAAAAUUGUUUAUCAUUAUUUAACUCGAUUAUUCAACUGUUCUUUUGUUUUUGCCGAUUUUGGCCAGUUUAUUUUCAAUCCAGAAUUAAUCCAAUUAUUUUUUGAAAAUGCUACAAUUCCCGGGAAAUUUUAUGUUAUAAACAAUUGGACACAUAAAAUAAACAGUUGGAUGUCUAAACCUACCAGUACGGAUGGUCUAUUAAAAUUUAUUUUGGAUAAUUUAGUCCGUGAAACAUUUAGUAAUGAAGAAAUUAUGAAAAAAUAUAGAAAUAUUUUAUUCUUAAUUAUAAUGAGAGGAGACAAGUUUAAUGAAGUUGGGUCACUUUGUGAUGAGUUGACAGAACUUUAUAAUUUUUAUUUUUGUUUAUAUGGUAUUGAAAUGUCAAUGGAUUGCCCAAAAAUGGUGGCUAAUAUUAAAUUAAAUGAUAUUUAUUUUAAUUUGGGUAGUUUAACGAAAGGAUUGAAGAAAUUGUUGAAUAUUAAUUGAACGAUUUUGUUGUUAAAUACAUGAAUAUUUUUUUGAUUUUGAUUUUACUUUUCGGGGUAAUACUGUGGAAGUCAACCCCUCUUUUUUUCACUUUUCAUUUUUUGCUUGCUCUUUAAUUUAUAAAGCUUUGGGUUCAUUUUAUUUAAAAAUUUGUUUUAAUUUUUU
Messenger RNA from Meloidogyne enterolobii, 1197 nucleotides. Lineage: Eukaryota; Metazoa; Nematoda; Chromadorea; Rhabditida; Meloidogynidae. The record is from the annotation of a GenBank genome assembly.